This is a messenger RNA of Choloepus didactylus (southern two-toed sloth), 4803 nucleotides long. It is a transcript of the gene CDH19, whose product is annotated as cadherin 19. NCBI's taxonomy places the organism in Eukaryota, Metazoa, Chordata, Mammalia, Pilosa, Megalonychidae. Gene Ontology annotation, molecular function: calcium ion binding; cadherin binding. Gene Ontology annotation, biological process: calcium-dependent cell-cell adhesion; adherens junction organization; cell morphogenesis. The transcript has 13 exons. The record is from RefSeq and is a predicted model, not a curated record. Gene Ontology annotation, cellular component: catenin complex; adherens junction; plasma membrane. The coding region runs from base 500 to 2818 and encodes 772 amino acids.
CAGUGCUGCACCCAAAGCACAGGCGUCUGCAGCUAGGAGCAAUGUGGCACAUCUAAGGUUCGCUGAGAAGCCUGGGAAGCAAAAACAAAAACAAAAAGAACUAUCUUUCCUAUUAUUCUUCAUGUGUUUAACAUGUAUUGUGAAUUUGAAUUUUCACAGAACUCCUAGAAUUUGAAGCUACACAGCAUAACAUUAUUGAGGCUGAAACAUGAUAUAAUACGGACUCUAAUGACCUAUAUGGAUACUUUCCAUUUAUCAGCACUGAUGACAGUUUACUCUCUUGAGUUGCCUUUGCUGAAGCCACCAGAAAUGUAUUUGAACCUUCUUAAAACCAUACCUCUGAGUUUUUGUUUCCCAUCCUCACCAUCAAUUGAUAGAACUCAGGGGUAUGAAAUGUACUUAAGAGUAAAAAAAGUUAGAAAAGGAACAAACAGUUUUUGUUUCCACCAUCCACCGUUUCCUCUGAAGAGUACCUGUUAGAAUCAAAACAGACAUCAGAAUGAAUUGUUGGUUAUUGCUACUUUUUAUGUUGGGAAUUCCUGUCCUUCUGCCCUGCUUUACAGCAACAGAAAUCUCUAAAACACAGGAAGUCAAGCAGCCAGUGGGAUCUCAUUUGAGAGUGAAGCGUGGCUGGGAGUGGAAGCAGUUUAUUGUACAAGAGGAAAUUAAUACAACAGAUUAUUUUGUUGGCCAGCUAAAAUCUGACUUAGACAAUGGAAACAACUCUUUCCAGUACAAGCUUUUGGGAGAUGGAGCAGAGAGUAUUUUUACAAUUAAUCCCAAAACAGGUAACAUAUAUGCCAAACAGAAGCUUGAUAGAGAGGAACGAUCCUUCUACACUCUAAGAGCCCAGGUAAUCGAUACCACUACUGGAAGGGCUGUGGAACCUGAAUCUGAAUUUAUCAUCAGAGUUUCGGAUACCAAUGACAAUGAACCAAAAUUUCUAGAUGAACCUUAUGAAGCCAUUGUACCAGAGAUGUCUCCAGAAGGAACAUUUGUCAUCCAGGUGACAGCAUGGGAUGCUGAUGAUCCUGCCUGUGGCAAUAAUGCUCGUCUCCUAUACAGUCUGCUUCUGGGUCAACCUUAUUUCUCCAUUGAACCAACGACAGGAGUCAUAAGAAUAUCUUCUAAAAUGGAUAGAGAACUGGAAGAUCAGUAUUGGGUAAUUAUUCAAGCUAAAGACCUGAUUGGCCAGCCUGGAGGACUGUCUGGAACAACAAGUGUAUUAAUUAAACUUUCUGAUAUUAACGACAAUAAGCCUGUAUUUAAAGAAAGUUUUUACCGCCUGUCUGUCUCUGAAUCUGCACCCACUGGAACUUCUAUAGGAAAAAUCAUGGCAUUUGAUAAUGACAUAGGAGAGAAUGCAGAAAUGGAUUACAGUAUUGAAGAAGAUAAUUCACAAACAUUUGACAUCAUUACAAAUAAUGAGACCCAAGAAGGAAUAGUUAUAUUAAAAAAGAAAGUGGAUUUUGAACACCGGAAUCACUUUGGUAUUAGAGCAAAAGUUAAAAACCUCCGUGUGGAUGAGCAGCUCAUGAUAUAUCAUGCUGAACCUUCCACCACCUUCAUUAAGGUACAGGUACAAGAUGCCGAUGAACCACCUGUUUUCCUCCUCCCAUAUUAUGUAUUUGAAAUUUUGGAAGAAAACCAAUAUGGAUCAUUUGUGGGCAUCGUAUCUGCCACAGAUCCAGAUCAUCGGAAUUCUCCUAUCAGGUACACUGUUACCAGAAGCAAAUUGUUCAAUAUUGAUGACAAUGGCACAAUCAUUACAACUAACCUUCUUGACCGGGAGAUUAGUGCUUGGUACAACCUGAGUAUUACAGCCACAGAAAAAUACAAUUUACAACAAGUUUCUGAAGUCCCUGUAUAUGUGCACAUUCUCAAUAUUAAUGAUCAUGCUCCUGAGUUCUCUCAAUACUAUGAGACUUACGUUUGUGAAAAUACAGGCUUUGGUCAGGUAAUUCAGACCAUUAGUGCAGUGGAUAGAGAUGAAUCCAUAGAAGAGCACCAUUUUUGCUUUCAUCUAUCUAUGGAAGACACAGUGAACUCAAGUUUUACCAUCAUAGAUAAUCAAGAUAACACAGCUGUAAUUUUGACUAAUAGAACUGGUUUUAGCCUUCAAGAAGAGCCUGUCUUCCUCAUGUCCAUCUUAAUUGCUGACAACGGAAUCCCAUCACUUACAAGUACCAACACCCUUACCAUCUCUGUCUGUGACUGUGGGGACGGUGGGAGCACACAGUCCUGCAGUAGUAAGGAACUUCUACUUUCCAUGGGAUUCAGGACAGAAGUCAUAGUUGCUGUUCUGAUCUGUAGCAUGAUGAUGUUUGGUUUUAUUUUUUUGAUCCUGGGUCUAAAACAACGAAGAAAACAGACUCUUUUUCCCGAGAAACGUGAAGAUUUUGGAGAGAACAUAUUCAGAUAUGAUGAUGAAGGGGGUGGAGAAGACGACACAGAGGCCUUCGAUGUCGCACAGCUGAGGAGGAGCACCGUGAUGCGGGGACACAAGGCUCGAAGAAACGCCACCACUGAACUCCGGAGCCUGUACCGGCAGUCCUUGCAGGUGGGUCCAGACAGUGCCAUAUUCAGGAAAUUCAUUCUAGAAAAGCUCGAGGAGGCUGAUACUGAUCCCUGCGCCCCUCCCUUUGACUCCCUACAGACCUAUGCUUUUGAGGGAACAGGGUCAUUAGCUGGAUCCCUUAGCUCCUUGGGAUCAGGAAUCUCUGAUCAGGAUGAAAAUUUUGAUUACCUUAAUGAAUUGGGACCUCGCUUUAAAAGGUUAACAUGCAUGUUUGGUUCUGCAAUGCAGUCAAAUCACUAGAUUUUUUGUUAUUAAAAUUUUAAAGAUGCUAAUGUGUCUGUGGGUAGGUUGAGAGUCUCUUGGUAAUUGGGACAAGCCCAUAUCAUGAAAAAAUCCCCAGUUGUGUGUGGGUAGACCAGCAAUCUGGGGGUGGGGAGGGGCUGCUGCUUUAUAGCACUUGCUGAUUUCCUUGCAGUAAAUGCAGGUAAUUUCAAGAUACACACGAGAUACCACCAAAUGUUGGAAAUACUAAUAUUCACAUUUCUUGUGCCAUUGCCAUCCAGCUAGCAUCCCAGUGAAACAUUCCUCUAUCUUUUUCAAUAUAAUCCAAUCCAAAUGCUCCAAAUUUUUGAGUGGUUAAUGUGGGAAAGCCACUAAGUUAGUUCAUCUUAGUAUUAUUUUCAUUUCUCUAUUUUUUUAAUCUUACAAAUUGAGUAUAAAAUGUUUAUAUGUGUAAGUUCCUGAUAUUACAAAGACAAACACUCGUGAGUACUUUGGGGACUAUAUAAAAGCCUUUAAAUAAUUUAUUAUGUAUGAAUAAGUAGGCUUCUCACUUCCCACUUUGAUAUUUUCAAUUUUUCGCCAAGUUCACCAUUUAAAAUUGAUUUCAAUUUGGACACAUACAUGGUAUGUGGCAGUUAAUCAAAACUAUAUUGCAUAUAUUUGUGUUGUUUUUAAUACUAAAUCAUUGUAUAUAAAGGGGUCAUGAAAUUAUAUUUAAGAAAUUUUCAUAUGUUAUAUUCAUAUGCUACCCAAACUAUAUUUCAUGGCAACAUAUAAUGGCAACAUACAUGUCAACAUUUAUUCAUCAUUAAAUUUAAACUUUAUGCAACUGGUGGAAAGGUUGUAAAACCUCUAAGUUAAAUUUUUUGCUACAGAAAAUGAUACAGAAACCUGAAAGGAGCACUGGAUUCAUGCUUGAAUGAAUAGUCAUCUUAAAUAUUAUGAUCAACUGCACUCUCUCUUACCGUGCCUAAAAUAAAACAUGAUACAAUUCUUAGCAGUUCUUUUUUUGUUAAGAGCUUUGAAUAAGACUGAUUUCUGAGUGUCAUUUUUUUUAUUAUGGAAUGUAAAAUUAGGUGCAUAGUUGGUUUUAUGGUACAUUAUAAAGGAAAUAAAUGCUAAGCUGUUAGACAUAAAGCUUUAUGGUAACAUUAGAUAAUAAGAUAAUAAAACACUUUAAUUUUGAUCCACCUUUUAAAGAAUGGUCCUUAUUCUGUCCAAAUCAAGAUGGGAUUCAAAAUUCAGAGUUUGAACAAACAGAAAUCAGUGAAUAAAAUGUCUUCAAAAUUGGUUUAUAUGCUAAUUUCUGAUUAAUAGUAUGUGAGAUUGAGUUGAAUCAAAUUGGCCAUAUAUGGUUAAAUAAAAUAUUUUGAAUAUUUUUGACAUAUGGUUAGAAUAAUUGAAUGGAUGCAAUGAUUUUUUUCUAUUCCCUGUACUCUGAAACUUAAACAUCCAUGGACUGGAAUAGAAUAGAGUUUUUCAAAGAUCUGAAUCAGGUACAAUUAUGCCAACAACACAGAUAACAUUUUUAAAAAGCCAGAGAAAAUCUGAUUUAACAUAUAAAAACUUAGUAAAAUAUUUGAAAAUAGAUGAAAUGAAAUAAACUGUAGUAAAUCUUUAUGCAUUCACAUUGUUAUUGUAGAUUUUAAUAAAGGCUAAUCAAUGGAGAUUCUUAUGAAAACAGCACAAAAUCACAUUAAUAACUUCAGUACUUAAAUACCACCCUUAGUUGACUCACAUGUUUAUACAGAAGCCAUAUUUUACUCAUGGCUAAAACAUGAAAAUAUUUAUAGCCUUUGUAGGAAGCAGAUAAUAUAAGCAGUAAUAUAAACCCAGUCAGCACCUGUGCUUGAGCCUCAUGGAACUGAGUUUGAAUUAGUUCUCUUUUCUUAAAAUAACCGUGUGAAAGAAUUGAAAGCAUGGACUCAAAGCAGAUAUUUGCAUGCUGAUGUUCUUUGUGGCAUUAUUCACAAUUAUCAAAAGAUGGAAGCAUAUCAAGUGAC